Messenger RNA from Notolabrus celidotus (New Zealand spotty), 5712 nucleotides. It is a transcript of the gene stk32a, whose product is annotated as serine/threonine kinase 32A. Bases 944 to 1912 code for a protein of 322 amino acids. The record is from RefSeq and is a predicted model, not a curated record. Gene Ontology annotation, biological process: regulation of signal transduction; G protein-coupled receptor signaling pathway; protein phosphorylation. NCBI's taxonomy places the organism in Eukaryota, Metazoa, Chordata, Actinopteri, Labriformes, Labridae. The transcript is spliced from 11 exons. Gene Ontology annotation, molecular function: G protein-coupled receptor kinase activity; ATP binding; G protein-coupled receptor binding.
ACACAGCGCAUCAUCCACAGCCGGGGAUGUGGAGGUCAGUCUGUGACCAGAGUCUCCCUGUUAGACCUCUCUCCUCUGAGCAGAGUCUCCCUGUUAGACCAGAGUCUCUCUGUCAGACCUGACUCCUCUGAGCAGAGUAGACCUCCCUCCUCUGAGCAGAGUCUCCCUGCUGUCAGACCUCACUCCUCUGUCGUCUCUUCAUCCAGGAGCAGCAGAAUCCGCAUCGCGCUCUCCUCCUCGGCUCCUCCCGCCGGUCACGUCGCCGUUCCUCGGGUGGCAGGUGUCCCGGCGCGUCGUCGUCCUGGUCCUGGCUGCUGUUGCUGCUGCUGCUGCUGCACCUCUCUCGGUCCACGUCUCUGCAGCAAACCGGGCUGGACAUGCUCCCACGCGCUGAGGUUGGACGCUCAUUCAACAGAGGGUCACAGCCACAGACGCAUCAGCCCUCCUCCUCCUCCUCGUCCUGUCAGGAGUCAUCUGUUCGCCUGCGUUCACUGAAGACAGACAGGAAACUUACACUGUAGUGGUACUGCUGCUGUGUGUGUGUGUCAGCGCUUCAGUGCCUUUAGUGCUCCCUCAAGCCCUCUUCUGUGUGAGAGUGUCUGUGUGUGUGUGAGUGUGUGUGUGUGUGUGUUUGCAGUGAUGUGUGAUUGUGUCCAGGUGGAGGAUUAAGAGGAAGACAGGAGCACUUCAAGUCAGCAGAACAGAGGCAGCUGCUGCAUGUGAACGUGUGUGAGUCAAGGCUGAGCAGUCCAGCACGUGAAACUAGGUGUACCUACCAGUGUGUUAGUGUCCCUGUGUGUGUGUGAGUGUGUGUGUGUGUGUGUGUGUGUGAUGGGCUAGUGUUAACCGGGCUAUGAGUGCGUCUCAGAGGGAGAGAGACUGUUGGAUGCUGAGUUGAGCAAAGGGAGCAGAAGAAGGAGGAGAAUCUGAGAGAGGAGCAACCAUGGGGCUCGGACAGUCCAGCAAGGCUCCGGUCACAGACGACACGGACGACGUAAACUUCGACCACUUCCAGAUCCUGAGAGCGAUAGGAAAAGGAAGCUUUGGAAAAGUCUGCAUUGUGCAGAAGAAAGACACCAAGAAGAUGUACGCCAUGAAGUACAUGAACAAGCUGAAGUGCGUGGAGAGGAACGAAGUCAGGAACGUCCUGAAAGAGCUGCAGAUCAUGCAGAACCUUGAACAUCCUUUCCUGGUCAACUUCUGGUGGUUUUAUUCGUCCAUCAUGUCGGCGAUUAUUGGCUUUGUGUUGGCUCCUGAACUCUUUCAGACCUUCGAGGGCUCGCACCCCGGCUACUCCUUCUCUGUGGACUGGUGGUCACUGGGCAUCACAGCGUACGAGCUGCUUCGAGGACAGAGACCCUAUGUGAUGAGAUCCAGCACACCUGCUAAUGAGAUCCUUCAGACCUUCCACAAGGUUCAUCCCAGCUACCCAGCAGCCUGGUCUUUGGAGAUGAAGUCUCUCAUCAGAAAGUUGCUGUGCAUCGACGUCCAGAAGCGCAUUUCCUGUCUCGCUGAGCUCCAGGAUUUGGACUACAUGUCAGAUGUCAACUGGGACGCUGUGCUGAGCAAACUGAUCCCUCCAGGCUUCAUUCCCAACAGGAGAAGACUAAACUGUGACCCUACGUUCGAGCUGGAGGAAAUGAUCCUGGAGUCCAAACCUCUUCACAAAAAGAAGAAACGACUCGCGAGGAAAACCAAGGACCAGGGAUCUGAUGGAUCUCCACAGAACGGUCAGCUGCAGCAGAGGCUGGAUAACGUCCAGAGAGACUUCAUCAUCUUCAACAGAGAGAAGUCAAAGAAGGUGGUGGAGGACUCAGAUUCCUCCUCUGAGCUCUCCACCAGUGAGAAGAACAAGGCGAUCGAGGACGGACAGAACAACAACGUUGAACCUGCUGCCUACUUGUCAGGAUAACUCUCCUGAUCCAGAUCCCGACUCUCUCCCUCCUCACUGCAUCUUCUCACAGCUUCUAGAUCUGAUAGUCACACUCAAACACUUGUUGUCCUGUCAGCACAGGCCCUCAGAUCCAGUCUUCAACGUCACUGCACUAUCUAUACAAACAUUAAUGCAGAAUGUGCUCGUGCUUCAUCGUUCACACAUCAUCAUCACGAGCUCCUGAAACUGCAGGAGACGAACGGACUCCUGGAGCAGCAGCCGUGCACACCGCUCAGCUUCCUGCUUUCAUGGUCAUCACAAACAUAUCAUCGCUCCUGCGCGUCACUCUGGUGCUCUAACGUCAGCUCAACCUCCACGCUCUGCAACACGGGGAGGAGGAGGAGGAGGAGGAGGAGGAGGAAGUCGCUCCCCGGUCUGAAAGGAGACAACGCCACACCUGCUCGGCUAUCACAGGAAAUGAAGUGGCUGGAAGCUGGAUGUGCCGCUGCUGAUGCUGCUGCUGCUGCCGCCGCUGCUUAGGGCCGGACACUCAGAGUUUUAAUCUCAGCUAGCACGGCCUUUUUCUGAAUAACUGUGUCAAUUUAACGACGGCGCUGCAGGACGGAGAAUCAAAUCACAGAGAGCGGACGGGCUUCGUCAAAUCACGAGGACUGGAGCAUGACAAACAGAGAGCGAAACAUGAUGAUGAUGAAGGGUUGAUGAAGGUACAAUGAGGCCUUCGUUUUUAAGACAGCAACCACAGAUUCCUCUCCGAAACAGAACACAGAGUGGAACUGUAGGCUUGAGCUUGAAUGGCUCUCUUUAUAAUAAUAAUAAUAGCUGAUACAUGAUCACAGUGGUCAUUAUGCUUAGCUUUGCUAGUCGAGCUACUAAACAUGGUUGGAUUGCAGGAUUUGGUGCGACGGCCCGGAUGCAUCGGCUGCAGAUGGAGGCAGAUGUUUUUACUCACAUGAAAGAUACGACUGACUCAAAACAGACAUUAAUAAUGCAGGUUAUUUCAAAAUAAAGGUUUCAUUGUCAGGGUUCCCACUCUUUUCCAGAGGACAUGUUCAGUGAUGAUCAAGCUGGUAUGACAGUCUAAAUUGAGUUCCUAAUUUAGUUCCUAAAUAGUCUAAUAUGUUCCUCUCAGUGGAAGUCUACAUUGAAGACGUGCAGUCUAUGGCUAUCAAUGAAAUCAUCUCUUACAUGCUUAAAAAUGAUGGCUAAUUGAUGAUAGAAUAAUGCAACUACAGAUGUACAGCACUUCACUUUAUUAGUGCAACCAAGCAACAAUGAUGGGCAACAUCUCAGCUUUCUCUUUUCUCAAAAAAUAUCAAAUGAGCAAAGAAGAAAACAAAAGAGCCAGCAAAGGAAUCAGGAAGCUUCCUUACUGAAAUAAAUAAUAAUAAUAGUAAUCAGAGGAUCAGAGCUUUAAUGACCUAAAUAGAACUGAAUGACAAAAAUGCCCACAAUGUUGAAUGGGGAUGUGUUUUUUUAAACCUUGUUAGAUCGCACACAGUCAUGGUUUGAAUCAUUUUCCAGGACAUUUGACCUUUUCUCCCAUUUUCCAGGUGUUUUCCAGGACUGGAAAACUGGUCAACUGUUUUCCAGGUUCCAACCCUGAUAGUGAUUAACGUUUGCCUUUAUCUUGGACUGGCGACCCGGGCCGGGACAGAAAGGUUCAAAGCUGUGAAAACGUAGAAACUGUAGAUGGUAGAUGUUUAAUGUUCUGCACUGGACCUUGCUUUUGCACAUGCUUCCUCAUCUACUGUAGCAUUUCUGCACAGAGAGACAAAAAAAUCUAAAGCUGUGAGUGAAUAUUCCUUUAGGGACGGUUUUUGUAGACGAGGAUUAAGUGGAGUCCUAGAUUUAGUUUUCAGUUCGGUCUGCAUUGAGAUUUGUUUUUAACGCCCUUCCCCUUCUGUUGGAUUAAACCAGUUCCAGACUGUGUGUGCCCCCAGAUGUAGAUUUGUAUUUGCAGUUAUGUAGAGAAGCAUUCUGGUACGAUGACGCUCAACAAGAAUUCAGCACAAAGUCAAAUUAUAAACAAGUAUUAAAAAAUCAAGAAGGAAAUUAGACGACAGCAGGAGAGGCAACAACCUUCACUCUGACUCUAGACUUCUUAACUUCAAAGCUUGAUCUGGAAAGGAAACUGGACUUCAAUCUGACAUUUAAGACCACACUCAACCCGGGGUCAUGUGACCCCGAUGACCCACAGACGACCCACAGACGACCCACAGACUACCUAUGACCUAUACGACUGUCAGGAACAAGACUGACAUCUGUCAGGAACUAGACUAAGGACUGUCAGGAACUAGACUAAGGACUGUCAGGAACUAGACUAAGGACUGUCAGGAACUAGACUAAGGACUGUCAGGAACAAGACUAAGGACAGUCAGGAACUAGGAUGACGACUGUCAGGAACUAGACUAAGGACUGUCAGGAACUAGACUAAGGACAGUUAGGAACUAGACUAAGGACAGUCAGGAACUAGGAUGACGACAGUCAGGAACUAGACUAAGGACUGUCAGGAACUAGACUAAGGACUGUCAGGAACUAGGAUGACGACUGUCAGGAACUAGACUAAGGACUGUCAGGAACUAGGAUGACGACUGUCAGGAACUUGGAUAAGGACUGUCAGGAACUAGACUAAGGACUGUCAGGAACUAGACUAAGGACUGUCAGGAACUAGACUAAGGACUGUCAGGAACUAGGAUAACGACUGUCAGGAACUAGACUAAGGACUGUCAGGAACUAGGAUGACGACUGUCAGGAACUAGACUAAGGACUGUCAGGAACUAGACUAAGGAGAGUCAGGAACUUGGAUGAGGACUGUGAGGUACUAGGCUUCAGACUUUUAGGAUUUGAGCUAAUGACUGUCAGGAACUAGACUAAGGAGAGUCAGGAACUAGACUAAGGACUGUCAGGAACUAGACUAAGGACUGUUAGGAACUAGACUAAGGAGAGUCAGGAACUAGACUAAGGACUGUCAGGAACUAGGAUGAAGUCUGUCAGGAACUAGACUAAGGACUGUCAGGAACUAGACUAAUGACCCUUCUUACGACCUAUAGUGACUCCCUGAACACUGGACUUUUAAAGGCGUAUAUAUUUUCUUGCUCUCUUUCUGGAUCAAGCUUUGAAGUCCCAGGACCUGGAUGACUGAGAACCUUCACAGACAUCUAGACCUGGUCUAUGACACUGUACUGGCCUCUCAGUUUGCAGCCUUACAAACAUUCGUAUGUUUCCCAGAAAUACAUGUGUAGGUAGUCAAACCUUUUUCACAAGCAGUCCGUGAUUUAUACCGACGUGUAGCUAUGGACACUGAUCGUAUCCGUCUUCAAUAUGACUCAACACUAUCAAACCUGACAUGAUAUUUAAAACAUGUUUCACUAAUUCUUAACUCUGAGCACUUUUCUAUUCAAAAUUGAUACGAUGAUGUUUUGACUUACCUUUGUGUUGUUGUCGUCGUUGUUGUCACUGGUUUACACAUCCAUAGGUGGUUUCCUGUAGAAGUGAUAGUGGGUUAGUUACACAGAGGGACUUAUCCUGGGAGUGAAUUAUACCUGGAGUCAACAAUAUUUAUCAAAGGUUAUCUGAUGGAGGAGAAACUCUGAACAAAGUAACCUUUAACAAAUAUAACAUGACUCCAUAUUUUAGCAGACAUCUAUUUAAAAUGAUAAUUUAGCCAGGCGGUAGAAUCGUUCCACACCUGUGAAUUUGAUUCCUAUUAAGGUUUUGUUGUCCUUGAAUUGUCACUGUGUGUUUACUGUAUUCAAAUGUGAUGGAGUUGCAAACUAUUAAGGUGUGCCUUAAAUAAUAACUUUCUUUAUCUGAACCAA